Molecule: messenger RNA, 1259 nt
Organism: Siniperca chuatsi (mandarin fish)
Lineage: Eukaryota; Metazoa; Chordata; Actinopteri; Centrarchiformes; Sinipercidae
Product: tetraspanin-1-like
Exons: 8
Coding region: 138-887 (249 amino acids)
Cellular component (GO): membrane
Source: RefSeq, a predicted model, not a curated record
AUGUGUGUGUGUGUGUGUGUGAAACCUGCGAGAAGAUAAAAGGGCAUGUGAAAGCCUUGUUGUGUAGACACUCCUCGUUGAUCAGACCUCAGUGGACAGACAGACAUCACUAGUGUGAAGAAAAGAAAUCUGCCAAAAUGUGUUGCUCCGGCUUUCUCAAAAUUAUGAUGUUUAUCUUCAAUGGCGGCAUCUUUUUUGCAGGUGCAGCCAUCCUGGGUGUGGGAGUGUGGGUGAAGGUGGACAGUGGUUCUCUGAUGGGUUUACUAGAUAACUUGGAGGGCGCUCCGUCUGGGUUAUCCCAGCUGGUGUACGUCAGCUACCUGCUCAUCGCAGUGGGUGCUGUGCUGCUGGUCAUUGGCUUCCUGGGCUGCUGCGGAGCUGUCAAGGAGAGCAGGUGUAUGCUGCUGACGUUCUUCAGUAUUGUGCUGAUUAUCUUCCUCAUCGAGGUUGCAGGAGCUGUGAUGCUGUUCGUCUUCCAGGAUUUGGCUGAGGAGCUUCUUCAGAGUCUGGAGGAUGACGUUAAAAAAAGCAUUGAAAAGGACUACGGAAGCAGUGAAAGUCUGACCUCUCUCUGGAACGCCACCAUGGAGGAGUUUAAGUGCUGUGGAUUCCAGAACUACACAGAUUUUGACGGCUCCCCUUUUUACAAUGACCAUGGAGGAAAUGCUUAUCCACACACAUGCUGCAAUGCGACCAUCACCGAGGGUAUAUGCAACAAAAACAUAGCACAUCUUUCGAUGAUUGAUGGCUGCUUUAACAAGCUGCUGCAGCUGAUAGAGGACAACGCUGUGAUCAUUGCAGCUGUGGCUCUAGGAAUCGCUGCUCUAGAGAUUGCUGCCAUGGUGGUUUCGAUGGUUCUCUACAAGCAGAUUGGCAACAAGGCGUAGCGUUUCCUGUUUAGGAUGAGAUAACAACAUUGUAACUGGUGGAGACAUUUUACUUUUAAGCAGUUUUCUAUGUAUAAAGUUUUACAGACAGAUCAACAGACAGACUUUUAAUGUUCUAAAUUAUGUUAUUGGCAUGUAGAGCAUUAAAAGAUGGAGAGUUAUGGAGCAAAUGUGUUCUUAGUUUCACAAUUUUAUCUGCGCACACUUAUACUGUGAUUUAUUUACAGUAUGUUUUAAGAAGGGCUGCCAUCAGCUGAUAUUGUAUGUGCUGAUACAUAUAGCUAAUAUGUGAUGAUGCACAGGGCAGAAAGGCUCUGCGGAUUUAUUUUUGUAUUUUUGAUCAUGUUGAAAUAAUAAAUAUCACAAUCUUGA